AUGUAUUACGGUAACCGUACCAGUGCUAAACCUUGUCGCUUAAAGGCUUUUGUCCUGAUGAUGAUUAAUUCCAAACCGCAACAUUUCCAUCGACGUCGUGCUAUAAGAAAAACUUGGGGUGAUAGCUCGUUUUUUAGCCGUAGAUGCAAUCAUCCUUAUGCUUUACGAGUACUAUUUGUUGUUGGUAGAACUGAUAAUUCUACUCUUGAUGAUUUGAUCGAACAAGAAUCAACUAAGAAUGGUGAUAUGAUAUUAGCUGACUUUAUCGAUAAUAUGAAAAAUUUAACGGAAAAGACUAUUUUAUCGAUGGCUUGGUCUCUUAAAUAUUGUGAUCCUGUUUACGUUUAUAAAGGUGAUGACGAUGUCUUUGUCAAUACUUUUUACCUAUUUCAAUUUUUACAAUCUUAUGCUAAUGUCGGACGUGCUAAAAGAUUUUGGGUUGGUCGUGUCAAUCCAUCGCUGUUAGUUCGACGUGUCGAACGUAAUAACAGCAGUAAAUAUUAUGUACCAUAUGAAGAUUAUCAAGAUAAAUAUUUUCCAAUUUUCCCAUCUGGAUUCUCUUACGUUAUGUCGGGUGAUGUAGUUCGUGGUUUACUCAAAUUUGGUCCAAAAACAAUGAAAUUGAAAACUGUGGAUGAUGUCUACGUUGCUAUUUUAGGUAAACAAUUUGGUCUUACACCUAGAAAUGAUAGGCGAUUUCAUUUUUAUGUUACUAAUAAUCCACGACGUCGAUACAGUCUUAUAAUGGUUAGAUCAAGAUUUGCUGAGCAUGGAAUAUUAAAAGAAGCACAACAAACAAAUAUGUAUCAUUUAGCUAAAGCUAGCAUGAACCCUCGCUUUAUUUGUCAUCAUUAUCCUAAGCAUGAGCUGCUACAACACGAUUAG
Trichoplax adhaerens is the source of this 885-nucleotide messenger RNA. RefSeq lists its product as uncharacterized. The transcript has a single exon. The record is from RefSeq and is a predicted model, not a curated record. Gene Ontology annotation, molecular function: hexosyltransferase activity. Lineage: Eukaryota; Metazoa; Placozoa; Uniplacotomia; Trichoplacea; Trichoplacidae. Gene Ontology annotation, cellular component: membrane. Bases 1 to 885 code for a protein of 294 amino acids.